GCGACAGCCAAACCGGAAGAGAUCUGAGGCCCCGCAGCGAGAGGAGGGCGACGGAGCAAGGGCAUGUGACAUCCUCCCUCGUCGCAGGCCAUGUGCCCGGACAUGAAUCCACCCCAUGCAACGAGGGAGGUUGCAUCCGAGGUUUUAGAUAAUAAUCUUAACCAUCACAGCCUGCAAGAUGCCGAUCAUAUGCGACAGAACGGGAGCAGGAACCCUGCUAAGUCUAGCAGCAAUAAUCUGUCCGCCGGCGACAAUGUCUCCCCCGACGCCUCGCUGCACAAACAGGAAGAUGUGAGCCGCGAUCCAUCUGCCGCCUCUGCUGAUGACCGCUCAAGUAGGUCUGGUGAUGAUUCCGAUGGGGCUGAAAGUACGAAUGGCAAAGGCAACAAUACAGACCCCACAGGCCUUGAAAAUGAUAGCAUCUGGAUACCACCUGAAGCAGCAGACAAGGGAGACGAGACUGAGAGUGUUACUGGAAACAUUGCUUAUGAUGACGAUGACGAUGAUUGUGGUGAUGGAAUAAAGUGGGGGCAGUCAACUUUUCCAGCCGCCGGUGAGGAACACGAGGCCAGUCCCAGUCCUACGGACGAACGAGAAAACGCGAUGCUGGAAGCCAUGAAUGGGCAGCUCAAGAUACUUGUGAGUCGCUUUCUGGCCUCUGCCGGUAUCCCCUUCGAAAAAGGAGAGAGCAGUGAGAGUUGGCUCGAUAUUGUGACCUGCAUGUCGUGGGAAGCUGCACUUCUUAUCAAACCUGAUGCAAAAAUCGGAAACGAAAUGGACCCUGGAUCUUACAUUAAGGUCAAGUGUGUAGCAUCUGGUACUCGCUGGCAAAGUGAGGUGAUAAAGGGACUUGUCUUCAAAAAGAACACUGCUCAUAAGCACAUGCCAACCAAUUGUCACAAUCCUAGGCUGCUACUACUGAAAGGAGCACUUGGACUUUCUGGUGCUGGUUUAUCGUCGUUUAACUCAAUGGAUCAGGAAAAAGACCAUCUGGAGAGGACUAUAAGUAAAGUAAUGGAUAUAUGCAGUCCCAAUGUUAUCAUGGUCGAAAAAACUGUUUCACGAGAUAUACAGGAACUUGUACUAAAAGAAGGUUGUACACUAAUUCUUGAUAUGAAGCUCAGCCGGUUGCAAAGAAUUGCACGUUGUACGGGUUCUCCCAUAAUAUCAUUUCCAGAAGUUUUGGAUAACCCGAAGCUGAAGCAGUGUGACUACUUCCAUACUGAAAAAUUCGUUGAAGAGCAUAACAGUGCCAGUGAAGGUGGGAAGAGACUAUCUAAAACAUUAAUGUUCUUGGAAGGCUUUCCCAGACCAUUGGGUUGCACGAUAUUGCUACGGGGAGCAAAUACUGAAGAACUGAAGAAAGUCAAGCAAGUCAUGCAUUACACAGUCUUUGCAGCAUACCACUUGAUCCUUGAAACAUCUUUCUUUGAAGAUCAGCGGGUAUUCUUAAAUGAUAGGAAUGCUUCAAAAGAAAAUUACUUUGCCACUAUGAUAGGGCCAUCAGCAAUUGGUUAUGAUACUGCUGUUACGUCUGGUGCUAUCCCUCUGUCACAUGAUGAUUCUCCAGCACUUAGAUUAUACCACGCCACUUCGAAUAUCUAUGCUGAUGGGAAGAAAGCUCUCAGUUGUUCAGAUGUAGAUGCUCCAGUUUUAAUCACCAAUAGUUCUUUGAAUGAACUUGCAGAAGGUGCAAAUAUCCAGUAUAGCUCAACACCACUCCUUCAUGCAGGAAGGCUACCACCACCAGUCUCAGAACCAUUAAGAAAAUUUAAUGAUAAGUUACGCCAUCAGAACAUUAAUUUACCUGUGACAUCAAUGCAAGAAACAACUGAUAGUCAAAUAGAAGGCAUGGUUCAAUCCGGGGAAGAAAUUCUUAGUAAUGGAUUUCAUGUUGGGUCAAAGGUGGAAGAGUCUGCAGUUCCCAGUGAAAAUUUGGAUGACACAGAAGAUCUCUUGAAACAAGAAAGAACUCAAGAUAUGUGUGAGAAACACGAUGAAUCAUCCGCUGUGGCAGAAGAUGUGGAAUACAGUGGCAAAGAGAACGUUUAUAACAAAGAUCAAGUUGAUGAUGCACUUGAUUCGCAUAGUAUACUGAUUUUGAUGUCUAGCCAAUGCAUCACAAAGCAGGGUACAGGUGACCAGAGCCACCUGUCCCGUAUAAAAUACUAUGGGAAUUUUGACGUUUCCUUAGGGCGAUACUUGCAAGAAAUUUUGCAGAGUCAGAAACCAAGCUGUUCCUCAUGUGAGGCUCACAUAUACUCUUACACUCAUCAAAAUGGAAAUUUGACUGUUCAGACAAAGCAACUUAUGUCCCAACAUAGUUUACCUGGCGAAUCCGAAGGAAAAAUCUGGAUGUGGACUAGAUGCUUGAGAUGUGAACAUGAACAAGGAAUAUCUAAAUCGACUCCAAGAGUGCUAAUAUCAUCUGAAGCGCGCAAUCUCUCCUUUGGGAAAUUCCUGGAACUCAGUUUCUCAACCCACUCUGCAGCCAGAAGGUUAUCCAUAUGUGGUCAUUUGGUGAACAGGGACUGCCUGCGCUUUUUUGGGUUGGGCUCCAAAGUUGCAAGGUUCCGUUACUCAUCAGUUGAAAUUUACACUACCUGCAAACCACAACCCACCCUCCACUUUGACAACCCCAGCAAAGAGAAUUGGCUUGAAGAAGAGAGGAGACAUGUUCUUGCUAGAGGUAUGACACUUUUCUCUGAGAUAGCAAGCUUACUACAACACUUGAAGAAUCGAUGUCAUGAUGUGGUAAUAGCCAACUGUGGCACAUUUCUACCUGUUAAAGACUUCUCUGAACUCGAAGAGUUGUUAAUAAAAGACAAGGCCAACUUUGAGGAUUCACUAGUAAAGACAAUCAAUCAAAAUGGGAGAUCAUCUUCAUCCGUGCAUGAACUUAUUAAUAUAAAUUGGUCUUAUCAGGACAUCCUACUUGAACUUUAUGCAUGGGACUGUCGGCUCCAUGAUCUUUUUAAGUGUAAACCUGCUAGACAAGGAAAUGGUGCUAAUGGCUAUGAUCCUACAGACACCGUUAAAAAGAUUUAUGGGGCCAGCUAUGAGCCUGACAAGCAAAUUGACAAAUUGACGUGCGAAAAUACUAUGAAAGCUGAUGGGGCAGCUGGGAUCACCGAGCACACAAGCAACAAACUUGGCAUUGAUCAUAAUCAAUUAGGUGAGAUUGCAGCAACCUUGCUUGAUGAUAGUCAAGAAGUUGGGAAUUCCGAGCUUUCUUACAAUGGGGCUAGUAAAGAUGGAGUAUCUACCAUUGGUCCUGGUCAACUAGAGGUGGACAGCACGACACAAACCCAGAAACUAACUUAUGAAGUUUCAAAUGAUACAGAGCUCCAGGGAAAUGGGGUACUGGUGCAUCCAAUUCCCAUGGAGCAGGAGCAUUCAAGCACUCUUCACAAGUCCAGAAGUUCUGAUUGGGAUGAUAGCGAAAGAUGGAUUUGGAGUUCAUUUCGUGAGUCUCAACUGGCUUACAGGAAGGAAAUUCAAAUUGGAUGUUUGGAGAAAUUUGAACUUGUUAACCAUUAUUCUCCAUCUCAUCUAUCCCCCUUGUUUGAAAAGCAUGAAGGAGACUCUCCUCAGUUCACGGUUGGCCCUGGUGGUCAUAUUUUGUGUGUAUUGGAGCAUGAGGUAUCUAGUAUAAUAGCUUGCGCUCUUGCCAUAUCUGAGGAGCGUCGUCAUGAUACCAUAAUCAUGAAAGAGGCAGAUGAUGCCAGGGGGGAGCAUACCAAAACAAUGGAGAAAUCUUAUAGUCUUCUAUCUGAAAGUUCUUUUAUUUCAUCACCAUGGUCAUCUAUUGGAUCUUUAGACUCUGAAGCAAGCUUUUCAUCUUCUAUUUCAUCAUAUUCAUCUGGUGACCUUUCGGGUUAUGAUACCUCGCCUUUAUUGCCCUUGGUACAUCCAGAAAUCAGUGUGAACGGAAAAGUAACUCUCAGACGCAAAUAUUCAGUUACUUGUUUAUAUGCUGAUCAAUUCCAUCUUCUUCGAAAGAAGUGCUGCCCAUCUGAACUUGCAUAUAUUACUUCAUUAAGCCGCUGUAAGAGCUGGGAUGCUCAAGGUGGAAAGAGUAAAGCCUUAUUUGCAAAGACACUGGAUGAUAGGUUUGUCAUAAAGCAAAUCAAGAAGACAGAGUUUGAGUCAUUCAUAAAAUUUGCCCCUGAUUACUUCAAGCAUGCUUACCAUUCUUUAGACACUGGGAGCCAAACUUGCCUUGCUAAAAUAUUAGGAAUCUAUCAGGUCAAGAAAACGAGGCAUGGCAAAGAGAUAAAGAUGGAUCUGAUGGUGAUGGAAAAUCUUAUGUUUGGGCACAAUAUUUCUCGGAUUUAUGAUCUUAAAGGUUCUACUUUUUCACGAUACGUCACGAACUCAAAUGACCCUGACACUGUUUACUUGGAUCAAAACUUUGUUGAAGACAUGGGUAUUUCUCCAAUCUAUAUUGGUGGAAGAACAAAGCAUCUCUUGCAGCGUGCAAUCUGGAAUGACACAUCUUUUCUCACUUCAGUUAACGUUAUGGAUUAUUCUCUGCUUGUGGGAGUGAACAAAGAAAAGAACGAACUUGUGUUUGGCAUCAUUGAUUAUUUGAGGCAAUAUACUUGGGACAAGCAACUGGAGACAUGGGUGAAGACUUCUUUAGUACCAAAGAAUGUUUUACCAACUGUGAUUUCUCCUAAGGAUUAUAAGAAAAGGUUUAGAAAGUUCAUGGGCAAGUACUUCCUCGCAGUUCCAGAUACUUGGAGCCCUGACAAUUCUUCUGAGUCACACAAAUCUUUUGGUCAUAGCAAUAACAAGUUGGUAGAAGCCCAUAAGGAUGAUAACCUGCUUCAGCGUCCAAUUCAGGCUGAUGCUUGAACCUAGUUCUGUUCAGGACUCCUUUGACAGUUCUUUAAAGCCUAUCCAUUUAUUUUUGUUGGUGGCUGAUUUUAGCUUUGUAAAAUGGUGUGCAUAUGAAGGUCUCACUAUUGACCUUUCCAGAAGUUUGCAGCUUUUAGGCAGAUUUCUGGGGCAAGUGAGCACAGUACAUGUACCUAUACAAAUGUAAAUUGUGAAUUCACAAUUAUUAUAGUGAAAUUUACGAAGUUGAUAUGAUUAUUUUGGGACCUA
This is a messenger RNA of Lolium rigidum, 5112 nucleotides long. Its product is annotated as putative 1-phosphatidylinositol-3-phosphate 5-kinase FAB1D. The transcript is spliced from 11 exons. The record is from RefSeq and is a predicted model, not a curated record. Gene Ontology annotation, cellular component: endosome membrane. Gene Ontology annotation, molecular function: ATP binding; 1-phosphatidylinositol-3-phosphate 5-kinase activity. The coding region runs from base 91 to 4860 and encodes 1589 amino acids. NCBI's taxonomy places the organism in Eukaryota, Viridiplantae, Streptophyta, Magnoliopsida, Poales, Poaceae. Gene Ontology annotation, biological process: phosphatidylinositol phosphate biosynthetic process.